UUCUGUUAUUUCUCACAAAAAUUUGAAAGUGGCAACGCUCUCUCUGAAUUCAAAUUCAAUUCAUCGAUCAACAACAAUGUCAAUUGAAGUGAAUUUCUCUGAUCUUCAUUGUCACUCAAAAAACGCUCCUCUUUCUCUUCAAACUAGCAAAAUGCAGAAUAUGCCAAGUGAAAACAAACCAUUGAAAGAUUCGAAGAAAAAGGCUCCAGUUUCUUGUGCUCAAAAUCAAGAUGGAAAGAAAGUGUUGAAGGAAAAAAAAUCUAACAUGUGUUAUUGUUCACCAACAACUCAUGAAGGUUCGUUCAGGUGUAGACUCCAUCGACUCAGUGCACCAAAGAAAUCGGAUACUGAGAAAACCAAUGUGAGAUGUGUAAGGUUUGCACAUGGGAUAGUUGCAUUUAAGCCUCAACUGUCAAGGUUUGGUAGAAUUGCUUCUGCUAAAUGGGGAUCACAUGAUAGUUUGAUCCAACUUUCUAGGUUGGGAUCUUCUUAA
This is a messenger RNA of Lathyrus oleraceus (garden pea), 493 nucleotides long. RefSeq lists its product as uncharacterized. The record is from RefSeq and is a predicted model, not a curated record. The transcript is spliced from 2 exons. Bases 77 to 493 code for a protein of 138 amino acids. Lineage: Eukaryota; Viridiplantae; Streptophyta; Magnoliopsida; Fabales; Fabaceae.